This is a messenger RNA of Linum trigynum, 549 nucleotides long. The record is from the annotation of a GenBank genome assembly. NCBI's taxonomy places the organism in Eukaryota, Viridiplantae, Streptophyta, Magnoliopsida, Malpighiales, Linaceae.
AUGCCAUUGCAGCAGUACUCCCCAAUGUCAGAAGAUUCGGACGAUUACAGAUUCUGCAGUGAGACGACUUCAGCAAACAACGCUUGCAGCUCAUCCCAGCCUGAAAGCAUUCCAACCAGUCCAGUAUCUCCAUAUCGAUACCAAAGAGGUUUCUACUGUGCUGCUUCUCCCACACACACCUGCAUAGCGAGCACCCAGCUGCGGCAGCCGCGAGGUUCAGACUCCGAGGGCCGUUUCCCAUCCUCCCCAAGCGACAUUUGUCACUCGGCUGACUUGAGGAGGGCUGCCCUGCUGCGGUCGGUGCAGAUGAGAACGCAACCACCUGGACCAUCAUCCGACGAACUGCCGUUCGCGUCAGGACAAGAGCUUCACGCCCCUAACAUAGAGACCGAGGAGAGGCCAUGUUCUUACAUGAAGCCCAUGGUUGAAGACGAGAGGGAAUAUCAUAUCGAGGAUUGUUCUCCCAUGAAAAUCUCGGCACCUGAGAUUCGUAGCGAGUCUGAAUCACGUGCUGAUGAUGAAGUGAAAGCAGACGUGCCUAGAUGCUAA